GGCUUCCUUGAGUUCCGGAGUCGACUAGCUGCCUGGGCCAGAGCGGAGAUGCAGCCGCCGCCCCGAAAAGUGAAGCCGGCCCAGGAGGUGAAGCUUCGCUUCCUGGAGCAGCUGAGCAUCCUUCAGACCCGGCAGCAGAGAGAGGCAGACCUACUGGAGGAUAUCAGAUCCUACAGCAAGCAGAGGGCAGCCAUUGAACGGGAGUAUGGGCAGGCACUUCAGAAACUGGCUGGGCCAUUCUUGAAGAGGGAAGGACACCGGAGUGGGGAGAUGGACAGCAGAGGCAGGAUGGUGUUCGGUGCCUGGCGCUGCCUGCUGGAUGCCACCAUGGCUGGGGGCCAAGCCCGGCUCCAGGCAUCUGACCGAUACCGUGACCUGGCUGGGGGCACGGGGCGGAGUGCUAAGGAGCAGGUGCUUCGGAAGGGAGCAGAGAACCUCCAGAGGGCACAGGCUGAGGUGCUGCAGUCUGUCCGGGAGCUGAGCCGAAGCCGAAAGCUGUAUGGGCAGCGGGAACGCGUGUGGGCCUUGGCCCAGGAGAAGGCGGCUGAUGUCCAGGCCAGGCUUAACCGAAGUGACCAUGGCCUCUUUCACACUCGGACCAGUCUUCAGAAACUCAGCACCAAGCUGUCUGCCCAAUCAGCCCAGUACUCCCAGCAGCUGAGAGCAGCCCGCAAUGAGUACCUGCUGAACUUGGUGGCCACCAAUGCCCACCUUGACCACUACUACCAGGAAGAACUGCCGGCCCUGCUCAAGGCUCUGGUCAGUGAGCUGUUAGAACACCUGAGGGACCCGCUGACCUCACUGAGCCGCACUGAGCUGGAAGCUGCAGAGAUGGCCCUGGAGCAUGCUCGCCGCGGGAGGCAAGCAACCUCCCAGGUAAGCUGGGAGCAGGAUCUGGAGCUUUUUCUUCAGGAACCUGGAGUGUUUUCCCCCACCCCACCUCAGCAGUUUCAGCCAGCAGGGAAUGAUCAGGUGUGUGUCCUGGAGCUGGAAGGGGGUGCAGGAGGUGUGGCGGGGGAGAGUGGCCUGGAGAAAGAAGUUCAACGCUGGACGAGCCGAGCUGCCCGAGACUAUAAGAUCCAGCAUCAUGGGCAUCGGGUGCUGCAGCGGCUGGAGCAGAGGCGGCAGCAGGCUCCAGAGCGAGAAGCUCCAGGCAUAGAACAGCGGCUGCAGGAAGUAAGGGAGAGCAUCCGAAGGGCACAGGUGAGCCAGGUGAAGGGGGCUGCCCGACUGGCCCUGCUGCAGGGGGCUGGCCUGGAUGUGCAGCACUGGCUGAAGCCAGCCAUGACCCAGGCCCAGGAUGAGGUGGAGCAGGAGCGACGGCUCAGCGAGGCCCGGCUGUCCCAGAGGGACUUCUCUCCCACGGCUGAGGAUGCUGAGCUGUCUGACUUUGAGGAAUGUGAGGAGACUGGGGAGCUCUUUGAGGAGCCCGCCCCCCCAGCCCUGGCCACCAGGCCCCUCCCCUGCCCUGCCCAUGUGGUGUUUGGCUAUCAGGCAGGACGUGAGGACGAGCUGACCAUCACAGAGGGCGAGUGGCUGGAGGUCAUAGAGGAGGGAGAUGCCGACGAAUGGGUCAAGGCUCGGAACCAGCACGGUGAGGUAGGCUUUGUCCCUGAGCGCUAUCUCAACUUCGCGGACCUCUCCUUCCCUGAGAGCAGCCGUGACAGCGACAACCCUUUGGGGGCGGAGCCCACAGCGUUCCUGGCCCGUGCCCUGUACAGCUACACUGGACAGAGUGCCGAGGAGCUGAGCUUCCCUGAGGGGGCGCUCAUCCGCCUGCUGCCCCGGGCCCAGGAUGGAGUGGAUGACGGCUUCUGGAGGGGAGAAUUUGGGGGCCAUGUUGGGGUCUUCCCCUCCCUGCUGGUGGAGGAGCUACUUGGCCCCCUAGGGCCAUCUGAACUCUCAGACCCUGAGCAGAUACUGCCAUCCCCUUCCCCUCCCAGCUUUUCCCCUCCUGCACCCACCUCUGCUGUGGAUGGAUCCCCUGCACCUGUCCUGCCUGGUGACCAAGACCUGGACUGCCCUGGGUCUCUGGAUAUGAUGGCACCUCGACUCAGGCCGAUGCGUCCACCGCCUCCCCCGCCGGCUAAAGCCCCAGAUCCUGGCCAUCUAGAUCCCCUCACCUGAAGCCAGGGGGACUGUCCAUCCCCUAGUGAUGCUGCUGCCCCAUCUCCGUGCUGUCAGACUGCCCCUCCCCAUGGUGAUCCAAAGCGACACAGUCAAAUGCUGGAAUCUCCCUGAUUUCCGUUCUCACCUUCAGGGAUAGACACUACUUCACCCAUUUCUGGGGCUGGAACCCACUCCUUUUCCCCCAUGAUCCUUCAGCCAUCUCUGGGGCUGAAAGUACCCCCUUUCUCUUCUGCCACCACCCCAUCUCUAGGGUGGUGAACUACCCUGAAAUCUCUGGGACUGGAAUUUGUCCCCCAAAGUCUUGAGUGACUCUGGCUUAUUUGUGUCUCCACCCUGAUUCUGUGAACCACCCCACUCCAGAUGCCAGUGCCACUGGGGCUGGG
This is a messenger RNA of Odocoileus virginianus texanus, 2513 nucleotides long. It is a transcript of the gene FCHSD1, whose product is annotated as FCH and double SH3 domains 1. The record is from RefSeq and is a predicted model, not a curated record. Gene Ontology annotation, molecular function: protein binding. Gene Ontology annotation, cellular component: recycling endosome; neuromuscular junction. Lineage: Eukaryota; Metazoa; Chordata; Mammalia; Artiodactyla; Cervidae. Gene Ontology annotation, biological process: regulation of actin filament polymerization; neuromuscular synaptic transmission.